AUGUUCAAUUCUAGGCGUGUUGUUGGACGUAAGUUUGUUUUUUUUUUGAAAAGAAGGAGGGAUUUUGAAAAUAAAAAACAUAUGAAUUGAGAAAAAACAAAAAGGCGUAUUGAAAUACUUUCAAAAUGUGCUUAUUUUUGCAUGAAAUAAUUUGUCAUUUCCGAUAUACACCUUUUCGGUUUUUUUCGAGUUUAUAAAAAACAAAGUUUUUUCUUUUUCUUCUAAAACUUUUUAAGUUCGAAAUAUAUCUUUUCUUUUCAAUAUACUCGAUAUUUUGUAAUCUCUGGUUUUUUUCAAAAUAUUUCCUGGUAAAUCAUACCUAAAAAUAAUGUAUUCUAAUCCUUUGAUAUUUUGUAUUCCUAGAGAAAAGAUAAAAUACAAAAGCCAUCCCAUUUAUAUAACAAAAUAAUGACAUUUGAAUUUGAUUUUCAAAUUCAAUUAUCGCAAAUAAUUUGAUUCCCACAUUUUUCGAAUCGAUAAUUUGAGUUUGAGCAAAAAAAACGGCUCCAUUUAUCAAGUUGUUUUUUCUUAUGAGAAAAGUACAAUUUGAAGACACGAGAAAAAUAGUGAUUAGUCAAAUAUCCGACUCCGCCCCAUUAUUUUUCUAAUCCGAACGGGCUGAAAUCAUUUUUUCGCCCCAUUUUCUUUCCGGAUGAAUAAUAUCGUUUUAUAUUUAGUCAUCAAUCUUGUUUUUUUCUUUCUUAAUCACUGCUUACAUUGAUUUUUCAGACACAUUUUGUAUUCUAUAUAGAUAAUGUAAAAAUGAUGCAUUCAUCAAUAACUCGAACUAUUUAUCACAAUUCAAAUAUCAAUUUAGGACCGCCAUUAUUACGUAAGAAAAUAUAUUAGUUAUUUAGAUAUGGGUGUGAAAAACGGGAUACAAAAUUGUCAUUCACUUUUUUUCUUACAAAAACAUAUAUUGAUUUUCAGAGGAGCAAAGAACAAAAUUUCAAGCAAAAGAAGAAGUUGUCGGCGUCACUUUAACCAGGUAAGACAUAUUAAUUUGAUAAACUAUAAAAGUUAUUCCACUUUUUUCAGGACUGAACUAACUUUGGUUCUAACAAUGUAUGUAUCUGCUGUUAUAACUUUAGUAAUUUUAUUCGAAAUGCUCAAACCAUCAAUUAGUGCACAUCUUAUGGGACCACCGAAAUGA
Caenorhabditis angaria is the source of this 1153-nucleotide messenger RNA. The record is from the annotation of a GenBank genome assembly. Lineage: Eukaryota; Metazoa; Nematoda; Chromadorea; Rhabditida; Rhabditidae.